This is a messenger RNA of Oppia nitens, 2311 nucleotides long. RefSeq lists its product as uncharacterized. Gene Ontology annotation, cellular component: extracellular region. Gene Ontology annotation, biological process: ceramide catabolic process; sphingosine biosynthetic process; long-chain fatty acid biosynthetic process. Gene Ontology annotation, molecular function: N-acylsphingosine amidohydrolase activity. NCBI's taxonomy places the organism in Eukaryota, Metazoa, Arthropoda, Arachnida, Sarcoptiformes, Oppiidae. The coding region runs from base 136 to 2268 and encodes 710 amino acids. The transcript is spliced from 10 exons. The record is from RefSeq and is a predicted model, not a curated record.
CAUAAACAUUGCUAUUGAUUGCUAUUACAGUAACAGUUUAUACAUUACUGUAGUAUAAUUUUAAUAAAUUAAUUUUAACUAAUAUAUAAAUUAUUUAGCAUUUAUUUAGUCAAUCAAAACAAGCAAACAAUCAAUAUGAAAAUUUUAAGCCAAAUUUUUAUAUUGUUUUUUAUGAUUUAUACCCUACUAAAUGGCAUAUAUACGGCACCUGUAGCUAAUGAUGCUGCUGAUGAUGACCAGUAUCAAAUUGGUACGGGUAUUGCCGAUGUUACCGGGCCGGCAGCCGAAAUAAAUAUGAUGGGUUACGCAGUGGUAGGUCAGGACACUAGUGGUAUACAUUUACGGCUAUUCAGUCGGACAGUCAUUGUGGUCGACAAUACAGGCAAUCGUAUUGUUUAUAUUAAUUGCGAUCUACAGGGUAUCGCACAGAUUGUCAAAAUACAAGUUAUUGAAGAGUUAAAAGCAAAAUAUGGUGAUUUGUAUCGACACGACAAUGUACUGAUCACUGCUAUACAUACCCAUUCAGGACCGGGAGGUUUCUUUCAAUAUUUAUUAUACAUAUUUACCGCCGAAGGUUUCAUUUCGGAUAGUUUUCGGGCAAUUGUUGACGGAGUGGUUAAGAGUAUAGAUAUGGCACAUAAUAAUCUAAAACCCGGUUAUAUCUACUGGAACUCCGGUGAACUGACCGACUCGAGUAUCAAUAGAAGUCCGGCCAGUUAUGAUAACAAUCCCAAAGAGGAACGGGAUCAAUACAAAUACAAUACGGAUAAGACAAUGAAUAGUAUGAAGUUUACCGAUUUGAAUGGUAAGCCAUUGGCACUAAUCAAUUGGCACGCCGUCCACUGCGUCUCAAUGAACAAUACUAACCAUUUGAUUAGUAGCGAUAAUAAAGGCUACGCUUCCCUAUUGUUUGAGGCCGACUAUAAUCCGGGACAUUUGCCGGGAAAGGGACCAUUUGUGGCCAUCUUUUCGCAAGCAAACGAAGGUGACUCCUCGCCCAAUACUGCCGGUCCCCGUUGUAUUGACACUGGCCUACCCUGCGAUUACACUAAUAGUACCUGUAAUGGAAAGAAUGAAAAAUGUGUUGCCUUUGGUCCGGGAAAAGACAUGUUUGAGAGCACAUCCAUAAUAGCCAACAAACAGUACCUGAAAGCUAAGGAACUGUUCAAUAGUACGGAACAUAAGCUGAAAGGUAGUGUCCAGUAUAUCUAUCAAACGGUUAAUAUGUCUAACUAUACGGUAAAUUUGGGGACAAAUAUGACGAUUAAGACAUGUAAGCCAGCGCUGGGCUAUUCGUUUGCUGCCGGAACUACCGAUGGAGAGGGAGCUAAGUUUUUCCAUCAGGGAACACAUAAAGGCGAAGAACCAAAACUCUGGGACUUUGUCAGAGAUCUGAUCAAAGAUCCGUCGAAAGAACAGGUCGACUGCCAGAGUCCUAAAGCCAUACUCUUGGAUGUCGGCGAAAUGAAGUUUCCGUUUGAUUGGACACCCGAUAUAGAGCCAACACAAUUGCUACGAAUCGGCGAUGUGGUCAUUGCUGCCGUUCCCGGCGAAUUCACAACAAUGUCCGGUCGGCGACUGAGAGCAGCCGUACAGAAAACAUUCGCUUCGAAUGGUCAACAAGUUCAGGUGACCAUUGCCGGUCUGGCCAACUCGUACAGCAACUAUGUGGCCACUUAUGAGGAAUAUCAGAUCCAACGAUACGAAGGCGGAUCCACUAUGUAUGGACCGCAUACUCUCCAGGCAUACAUUCAACAGUACGUAACACUGGCCACCAAUAUGGCCAAACAGACUCGUGUAGCGCCGGGACCCGAAAUGCCCAACUUGUUGUCCAAAGAGAUAACAUUGAAACCGGGUGUUGUAUUGGACGCGGCCAAGGCUGGCCAUAAAUUUGGUGAUGUACUCGUACAGCCCCAGAGCACAUAUCAUACGGGCAGUCAGGUUAAGGUGACGUUUGUUGGGGCACAUCCACGAAAUAAUCUUAAACUAGAGUCAACUUAUCUGACAGUUGAACGGCUUAAUCAAAAUACUAAUCAAUGGGAAGUGAUUGCCACGGAUGCCAAUUGGGAGACAAAAUUUGUAUGGCGUCGGACUAACGCUGUUUUAGGUAACAGUGAAUCGGAUAUUAUUUGGGACAUACCUGUGGGUACACCUAAUGGCAAAUAUCGGAUCAUGUAUUUCGGCGAUCAUAAGAGCAUUCUGGGACAUAUCACACCCUUCGAGGCCAUUACCCAAACAUUUCAAGUCCAGUCUAACAAAUAUUAUUGAAGAAAAAAUUAAAAAUAAUAUUAAAUACAAAAAUUGAUAAAUA